Messenger RNA from Dentiscutata heterogama, 647 nucleotides. The record is from the annotation of a GenBank genome assembly. Lineage: Eukaryota; Fungi; Glomeromycota; Glomeromycetes; Diversisporales; Gigasporaceae.
AAUGUGUAGGCAGGAGUAAAAAUUCAAGAGUAUUACCUUUGGUUUACUGUUUGAUGACCAGCAAGUCAGAGGAAUUCUACAGGCGAUUGUUUGAAGAGCUGAUAGAUUUUGGCAAGGAACAUAACAUAGUUUUGGACCUGCACGUAGUUUUGACCGAUUUUGAGGCAGCCGCAAUAAAUUCUGUCCAAUUGGAAUUUGAUUUUGUCCAGAGUAAAGGUUGCCACUUUCAUUUUUCGCAAUGUAUUUAUUGUAAGGUUCAGGUCUAUGGACUUGCCUCAAGAUACGCUGCAUAUGAAGAAUUGAAAACUAAUAUUCCAGCCGAAGCUAGGCAUAUUAUUCGUUGGUUUGAAGAAACUUUCAUUUAUGGUAGAGUCAGGCACACACAUAGAAGUAGAAAUAUCAGUAGGAGAUGGGAUGUAUUAGUAGGUUGUGUGCAUGCGGGGAUUUUUAAAAUUUUGAAAGAAAUCCAGAAAGAACAAAAUAGAGUUGAGCUUGACAUCGAAGCAAUUUUGCGAGGUGCUCUGAGGCCACCCCAAAGAAGGCAUACCAUUGAGCAUGAGCAACAUAUACAAACAGUGUUUAACGAUCGUGGUAAUAGAUCUAUUAUGGAGUAUCUUCGUGGGAUUGCCCACAAUCUUGCUUUUUAA